Molecule: messenger RNA, 951 nt
Organism: Mytilus californianus (California mussel)
Lineage: Eukaryota; Metazoa; Mollusca; Bivalvia; Mytilida; Mytilidae
Product: DNA oxidative demethylase ALKBH2-like
Exons: 3
Coding region: 93-821 (242 amino acids)
Biological process (GO): DNA repair
Source: RefSeq, a predicted model, not a curated record
UGUGUCUACUUUCGGUUUUCCGCCUUUUGUGAUGAUUAUGCAAGGUGUUUUUAUCGUUUGAAUAUUGCUCAUAAAUUCGUUACUUUAUCUUUAUGGAUGCUUUCGUUCAGCGGAAAAAACGUAAGAGGGACGAUAGUGAAAAAGACAGCGAAGAAAUAUACAAACUCGCUAAAUUAAACAAUUUGAAGUGGCGAAAGCUUUCGGGUGAGAAUUUGGAUUGUGAUUAUACUGUGUUGUAUAACAAGAAAGAGGCAGAUGAGCUGUUGAUCAAAUGUUCUGAACUUUUGGAAUACAAUACAGGCCAGUUAGCAAAGGUGAAAGUGUUUGGUAAAUGGCAUGAUAUUCCACGAAAACAGGUUGCAUAUGGAGAUGCUGGUUUAUCAUACAAGUUUUCCAGCACAAUUGUUCCUGCACGACCAUGGAUACCAUUUCUGAAAGAAAUCCGAGAUAAAAUAAGUGAAGUAACAAAACAUGAAUUCAACUUUGUUCUCAUCAACAGAUACAAAGAUGGUCAUGAUCAUAUGGGAGAACACAGGGACGAUGAAGAUGACUUGGUACCAGGACAUCCUAUAGCCUCCCUUUCACUCGGUCAGCCACGUGACUUUGUUUUUAGACAUGCAGACUCCAGGGGCAAACAUGCAAAGCGAAAAAUUGAUUCAAUAACAGUAGAGCUACAACAUGGAAGUUUACUUAUGAUGAACAAUCCAACUAAUACUUUUUGGUAUCACUCAUUACCACAAAGAAAAAGGUUAAUGAAUGUCAGGAUAAAUAUGACUUUUAGGAAAAUGACCCAACUAGCUAAACGAGACAUUUCUUGCUAAGUUGAUGUUGAAAGACCCUUUUUCCGAUACUCCAUAUUGAAAAUUCAGUAGAGAAUUCAAUUUCGUUAGAAUUUUUCAAUAACCAUGGUAGAUUGUAUUAACACUUCUUAAAUACAAUUUCUUUCUAGUA